AUCGCCGACGUGCGGACGCCGUAGCUUCUCUUUGCCCGCCCUUACUAUUGCCUUACUACUCAGCAUUUUUGUCAGCUAAGUACGCCUCGUCACCAUGGCGGUGCCGGAUGAAACCAAAAGGUCUGCACGGAUAUCAACUGAAACGAUGCAAACGACUGCGGGAGCUGUUCUCAGCGUGUUCUACUUAAGGCACAUGGCGACUGAGUGCCUCACUGUCAGACCUCCGGACCUCCGACAAUGCCUGCUCUCGAAGUCGGCCCUAGCAAGAGCACGUUCACCUACACAGACAGCGGUGUACCACUAUCCCACUCAAAUGUGCCCUAUAUCACCGUCUUCGUCGUGCAUGGCAUUCUUUUCAACAACUUGAUAUUCAAGCGACUUCAAUCCAUAGCACCUCCGGCCAACCUGCGCAUUGUCGCGAUCAAUCGGCGUGGCUACCGAGGUUCCACGCCUGUGUCAGAGGAGUCUGCGAAGCUGCUUACGACCGGCACUGCAGAAGAAAAGCUCCGAACAUCCGAUGAGCUCUGCAAAGAGAUCUUGUACUUCGCGGACGCUUUCAUACAGACAGAGGGAGUGCCGCCGAUUUUGAACGACCGCCAUGGUGGCGGCAUCGCGCUGCUAGGUUGGUCCGCGGGAAACAGCUACGUUACUCGGGCCAUCGCCGACAUCGCCAACUACCCGCCCGAAAUGCAAGCGCGUCUCGCGAAGUACGUUCGCGCUCUCAUCAUGGAAGAUCCCCCCUCGCUCGCUCUCGGUCUUCCCCUACCAGAGGAAACGUGGUCGUACAGCCACCUCACAUCGCUCCCCAAAGACAAGCGCGAUGCGUUCAAUGUGCAGUGGCUCACUGCCUACUUCGAGCAUGGCGAUCUGUCCUCGCGAGACAAGAGCGUCAUUGAAUACAUCCUCCCAUCCAGCUCGCGCACGCCUACGCUCUACAACAUGACACUCGAGGAGCGUGCGGCGAUGAUCGAGCCAGUGGCAGACUCAGAGUUGCCGUUCAUGCUCGGCAUGUUCCCUUCAGCGCUGGCGGCGUACCGCAAGGCAUGCUUCGAUCGUGGGGUGCGCGCACUUUUGCCGGAGAUGAAGGUGUGGCAUUUGGGCUGUGGGGCGGCGCCGUCGUAUGGCAUCGCAGCAUACUUCGACCUACUGGUAGAUCAUGAAACUCAUGGCGGCGGUCUGAUCAACUUCAAGAUGAUCCCGGGGGCUAAUCACUUUCUGCACUGGGACGACCCUGAAAAGACGUUACAAGUAAUCGUAGACAUGGUGCAGUAGACGUGGAUAUUGCCUAAAUCGGUUUUGAGAGUAUGUAGGUAGGCACUGAUCGAGAUCGCCAGCUGACGUGACGUGACGAAACUCCUUCAAUG
Rhodofomes roseus is the source of this 1364-nucleotide messenger RNA. RefSeq lists its product as uncharacterized. The record is from RefSeq and is a predicted model, not a curated record. Bases 238 to 1272 code for a protein of 344 amino acids. NCBI's taxonomy places the organism in Eukaryota, Fungi, Basidiomycota, Agaricomycetes, Polyporales, Fomitopsidaceae. The transcript is spliced from 5 exons.